GGCUCCUACAGAAACAUCAUCUCCCAGACUCUGGGGCAACCUCGCUCACACGAGAGUCUCACCCUUCUUCGUCGCCUCUACGAUGCUCAUCCGACUUCCGCACACGUCCCCCUGAUCGAGAGCACAGACAGCACAUUUCCAUUAUCCCGCUAUCUUGAAAGCCAAGAGGUCGCCGUGAAUAUUCAGUCGCACUUUCUGCCCGUAGAGGGAGAGCCUCCCCGCCUCGCCGGCGAUACAUAUCUGAUGUACUUGUUCGACGACAAGUCAAAACGCGUAUUUCCAAGUGUCAUUGCUGGCUGUUCGACAUUCAGUUACAACGGGACCUUCUUCACGGCCUACAAAGCUACCUGGGCGACUCCGGACGGCAGCGAAAUAUACUUCUAUGACCUCGUCGCUGACUCGGAGGAUGCGGGGAAGGAUCUUGCGCAAAAAGUGUAUGUUUACGGCGAGACGUUGCGAGAAGAGAUAUGGGUGUACCAGAGUGGGAGGUGGACGGCGAAUAAGCAGCUCUAUCAGGCUAUCCAGGCUGCGAAUUGGAACGACGUGAUCCUUGAUGAUUCUUUCAAAGAUGGAUUGAGGAGGGACACACAGGGAUUCUUCGAGAGUAAGGAUAUUUAUGACGAUCUGGGGACUGUAUGGAAGAGGGGUAUCCUACUCUUGGGUCCUCCGGGAAACGGAAAGACCGAAUCUAUCAAAGCGCUUUUGAAAGAGACGCAAUACCCCGCUCUCUACGUAAAAUCGUUUACCACUCCAUAUGGCCCCGAAUAUGGCGUCCGAACCAUUUUCAAAAAAGCCCGCCACAGCGCGCCUUGUAUCCUCGUCCUCGAAGACCUCGACGCCAUGGUUGUCCCAAAAGUCCGCAGCUUCUUCCUCAAUGAGCUGGACGGUCUCGCUGCCAACGCCGGCAUUCUUACGAUCGCUACAACGAACCACCCAGAACGAAUCGACGACGCCAUCGUCAACCGUCCGUCAAGAUUCGAUGUAAAGUAUAAUUUUGCUCUUCCGGACAUCGAGUUGAGGAAAGCGUUCGCGAAGAAAUGGAUCGAAAAGUUCGGUGGGAGCGGGGAGAAGAAGGAGGAUAAAGAUGACACGAAACCGGUGACGAGGGCGAAGGGAGUCAAGUUUGCGAUGGAGAAGGAGGACAUCGCGACGAAGGUGGCAGAGAUGACCGAGGGGUUUAGUUUUGCGUUCUUGAAGGAACUGUUCGUUUCAUUCCUCCUCUCCGUCGCCCAUAGUCGGUCCAACAAGAACCAUGCCACCUCCGUGGACGACCUGCUCUUCGAACAGAUCGAGAAACUGUCGAAGCAGAUCAUCAAGCCAAAGGAUGAGGGAGAGAAGAAAGAGAAGAAGGAAGGGGAAACGGCGGAGGCGGAGGCGGACGAGCCGGAUAGUUGUUGGUCUCCGCGUGAACCAGCGGAGAGGGACACUUCGCAGGUUGGGCCGACGUUCUGAUCCUCUUCCGCAUUAUUUUCGGUCCGUUCGCAGAGUGGACUAUCCUUUAGCGUAAAUGAGUCGUAGUUGCUUAGUAUCACAAUGUAUAAGAUUCAGCACGCAGGUCAUCAAUCUCAUGCUACUUCCGC
Stereum hirsutum FP-91666 SS1 is the source of this 1580-nucleotide messenger RNA. RefSeq names its product P-loop containing nucleoside triphosphate hydrolase protein. Gene Ontology annotation, biological process: protein import into peroxisome matrix. The record is from RefSeq and is a predicted model, not a curated record. Gene Ontology annotation, molecular function: ATP binding; ATP hydrolysis activity. The transcript is spliced from 4 exons. Lineage: Eukaryota; Fungi; Basidiomycota; Agaricomycetes; Russulales; Stereaceae. Gene Ontology annotation, cellular component: cytosol; peroxisomal membrane. The coding region runs from base 244 to 1452 and encodes 402 amino acids.